Lactuca sativa (garden lettuce) is the source of this 1688-nucleotide messenger RNA. Its product is annotated as putative E3 ubiquitin-protein ligase BAH1-like. Lineage: Eukaryota; Viridiplantae; Streptophyta; Magnoliopsida; Asterales; Asteraceae. The record is from RefSeq and is a predicted model, not a curated record.
ACUCUCUCUUCUCCUUUUUCUCUUUCCUUGCCUCUUUGACUCUUUCUCUCUUCUCCUUUCCUUUUUUGGCAUGAAGCAUUCCCAUUGAUUGCAGAACUGUCUUGGAGGGUUUUUCCAUGCCAUUUUCAUGGAUAAACCGUUUGACUUGACUUCCUUUUUUUAGCAUACUACCCAUUUUUUCAUGGAUAAACGGUUUAUCCAUUUUCAUGGAUAAACCGUUUGACUUGACUUCCUUUUUUUAGCAUACUACCCAUUUUUUCAAUGUUUUAAAAAUAUCCAGAUCAAUGUACAAGUUUUACUCCGCAGUGUGCACGUUAGUAAAGCAUGAAGCAUUGACAUUUUGGGUAAUGAGAAAGAUUUACCACCUUCGAUCAUCUUUCCCUUUAUAUUCGCUCUGAACAUUGUGUUAAAGAUGGUUUGAUUGAAGCUCGUAUCAGUGGAUAUUUGGUAGAGAAAUUGAUUAAUUAUCGAUCGUUCAGCAAUGUGCUGAUCACUUCAUGAAUGUGCUUUUUGAUAUAUAAUAAGGUGGGUGCUAAUUGAAUCGACUUGGAGUUAUGGGGUUCGAAGAGACGUUUACAGCUUAUUUAGUGGGAGAUAAAAGGAAGGAUCCGAAGAACAACAUGUGUCACUUUGAGUACAAGAAGCUCAAGAAUGAUUUGAACUUUUGCAGGCAUCAUCGACAUAUUGAAGCUUCCAUUGAUUCUCAUGGCGAUGAAAAUCCUGAAGAUGAUCUCAAUCAGAUUCCUCCACAUGAACCCUGCCAUCGGUGUGAAGGGAUAUUCUCAGAGUUAACGACUGAAGCUACGAAGAUGGCUGAUUAUAUUAGUUUGAGAGUCAGGAAACUUGUUCAUCUUCACUUUACUCCUGGUUUCCGAAGAUUCUUAUGGUGCUUGUUUCGUUAUUUCAAAGAUGAUCAAGAAGCACUCCUACGUAAGGGAUGGAUCCUAAUCCAAUUUAUGAUUAUGAAUGCUAUCGCCCUCAGGAAGAUUCUCAAGAAAUAUGACAAAGUGCAUGAAUCUGCAAGUGGUAUGAACUUUAAGUCCAAAUUACAAGCAAAACACUUGGAUGUGAUGCAAUCACCAUGGUUGAUUGAAUUAGUAGCUUUCUAUAUGAAUCUAAAGGGUUCAAACAGUUUGACUUCUGAUGAGCUUUUUGGUCAACUCUCUUACGAUCUCAAUAUCUCGGAUGAAGAGUCUUUACUGACAUUGACGCUUCUAGGUUCUGAAAAGCUGGAGUAUAGUCUCACAUGUCCUAUUUGCUUGGACAUUGUUUUUCAACCAUAUUCUUUGAGUUGUGGACACAUUUUUUGCAAGUCUUGUGCUUGUUUGGCAGCUGGUGUAUUGAUUAUUCAAGGGUUUAAGUUUGCAAAUCAAGAUUCCAAGUGUCCAGUUUGUCGAGAGAGUGGAGUGUAUGCUAAAUCAGUUUGCAUGUCCGAACUAGGUUUGCUCUUACAACGAAGGUAUAAAGAUGGAUUUAAGAAGAGACGAAUGGAAGAACGAGAAAAAAUAUUGAUUCAAACUAAAGAAUAUUGGGAGUUGCAAACAAGUUAUGUGAUGGGAUUAUGACAUUUGAAGUGUUGGAUUUGUUGGUUCUUUUUGCAAGAUUUAUUUUGUAUUCAAAAUCUAACGUAAUAAAUAAAUAAAGAUUUUUUUAUACAUGUUAUUUUUUGUAUUCUUUUUGGCGUAUUA